Molecule: messenger RNA, 375 nt
Organism: Caenorhabditis remanei
Lineage: Eukaryota; Metazoa; Nematoda; Chromadorea; Rhabditida; Rhabditidae
Exons: 3
Coding region: 1-375 (124 amino acids)
Biological process (GO): innate immune response
Molecular function (GO): protein binding
Source: RefSeq, a predicted model, not a curated record
AUGUUUCGUCUCAACCGGUACAAAUCUGAGGAGACUCCGCCACCACCUCCGACGCAACGUGUCCUUAUCAUAGACAUGCCGGAUCUUGUAAUGAAAAAAAUUCUAGAUGAAGUUGACCUUGUAUCAAUUAUGAAACUUCGAAAAGUGUGUUGUGCAUUCCGUAACUUCAUUGAUGACACGAAAUCGGACAGCAAGUUGAAAGAAAUCACGAUUAUCACGAAAUCGGAUACAAUUUUUGUCUCAUAUGGGUAUUUUCUUUCCAAGCCGCUGGGAGAAGAAACACCAUCGAAGGAGAAAACAUCCUCUUCAAGUGAGAUAUAUGAGAAUUUCUAUAAAUGGGCAGGAUCAACUGGAAACACUGCUGAAACAUGUUAA